CUCUCUCUUUCUCUUCUAUGCAUGUGUUUGCUGCUUGUGUGUUGCAUGUUUCUGUGUGUUUCUCAGUGAACUGCGGAAGUGAAAUGAAUAUGAGAUAGAUAGAUUGAUAGAUCUGACUGAUACGAUUACACACCAAAAUCGUGGUCAAAAUUUGAGCUUUAAGCGGCCAUGCACUUGAAUUAUUCCAACUUAGAAUUGGAUUUGGAGAUUUCAAGAUCUACCAGUGCUACCAAGACAUUGUGACGGGGUAAGGUUGUUUGGAGAAGUUUGGAAAGCUGGUGAAAUGGAGGACGGUGAGUCCCUUGUGAGAAGAUGGGAGGACCUAGAUACUGACAUAUUGGUGAAGAUCUUUCAGUCUUUUGACAUCUAUCAGUUAACUUCGGGCAUUGCGCACGUCUGUAGUGCAUGGCGCUUGGCUUGCUGUGAUCCUCUGCUUUGGAAAACGCUUGAUUUGUCAAUGAUGAAAUCUAACUACAUCAAAAUCCCAUUAGAACCUUAUGUUUAUGUGGAUGGACGGUCUGAUAAGAAAUUGACUCAUGUUUUGAAGACUUCCUUGAAUCUCAGCCGGGGAAACUUGAUGACUUUGAUUUUCCAUUUCAACUUGUAUGUGAGUGAUGAUCUGUUGACUUAUACUGCUGAAAGGUGUCCACGGCUGAAGAGACUAGUGAUGCCAGCUUGGAACAGAAUUAAAAAAACUGGAAUCUGCAAGGCCAUUCGAUGCUGGAAAGACCUUGAAUCUCUGACAAUGCCUAGCAUAGCGAAUCCCCCAUACCUUAUGGAGGAGAUUGCCAAGAACUGCAAAAAUUUCAAUGAACUAAAGAUCAUGGGGCCUUGCGACAUCUUCUUUGCUUCGACUCUAGUUGCGUAUCUUCCAAAACUGAAGGUUUUAAGCCUCCGGUGCUCAAUGCUCUUAAAGGACGCGUUAAUCAUUAUCUUGGAUGGCCUACAACACCUAGAAGUUCUCAAUAUCUCACAUUGCCUUGUAAUCGAUACCGCUCCACCUCGUGCACCCAGGAGACUUCUUAAAGAACUCGAUCCAGUUAUUCUCAAGAAGGCGUCUCGUUUACGGAUGUUCUUAACUUGCAUGCAAGACUCGUGCAUCAUGUGCCAAAGGACCAAAAACGACGAGGGACUCAUGAGGUGGUAUAAGUAUGAAAAAGGGCUAUGGCUAGAAGAUGAGGUGCGGUCCCUUGCUUAUUGAUGAUGAGAGCAAGGGAAUGAGACUCUAAUUGUAUUUGUGGGUUAGAAGCUAAUAUAGCUCGCUUAUGUAGUCUCAAAGCUCCAUCUCCUCUUCUUCGUUAAAACAUAAAUAAAACUGCCUGAUGAAGAGAGGUGUUUCUAAAUAACAUAUGUUUCAGUACU
Molecule: messenger RNA, 1362 nt
Organism: Prunus mume (Japanese apricot)
Lineage: Eukaryota; Viridiplantae; Streptophyta; Magnoliopsida; Rosales; Rosaceae
Product: F-box/LRR-repeat protein At3g48880-like
Molecular function (GO): protein binding
Source: RefSeq, a predicted model, not a curated record